Messenger RNA from Lolium perenne, 988 nucleotides. RefSeq names its product cytochrome b561 and DOMON domain-containing protein At5g47530. The record is from RefSeq and is a predicted model, not a curated record. NCBI's taxonomy places the organism in Eukaryota, Viridiplantae, Streptophyta, Magnoliopsida, Poales, Poaceae.
GCACUAGCUAAUCACAUUCGAUCUCAUUGUUCUCGUGCACAACAAGAACCCAUUAUUUUCUCCCAAGAUCGGAAUGGCAGCUUCAGCCCAUCGCUCCACCAGCACUAGCAUGGCCCUCUCCCUCUUCCUGCUCACAACCAUCGCCUUCUCUUCCGUCACCGCACAGUCGCCGUCAUCGCCAUCGUGCGCGAGCCACACCUUCUCCAGCAGCCAGCUCUACGGGUCGUGCGCCACCCUGCCGCACCUGGGCACCACGCUGCACUACAACUACACAGCCGCCGGCAACACGGUGUCCGUCGCGUUCCGCGCGCCGAGCAAGGGCGGCGGGUGGGUGGCGUGGGGGCUCAACCCGAACGGCACCGGCAUGGUCGGCACGCAGGCCGUGGUGGCGUUCCGGCACUCCAACGGCAGCCUCGUGGCGUACCCGACUGUGCUCGACAGCUACGCGCCGUCCAUGGCGCCCGCGGACGCCGCGGAGCUGGGGUUCCCCGUGUCGGACGUGGCGGCGGAGUACGCGAAGAAGGGCGGGGAGAUGGUGGUGUACGCGACGGUGGCGCUGCCCGGGAAGGGGAGCAAGUUCAACCACGUGUGGCAGCAGGGGAGCUCGGUGGUGAACGACGUGCCGGCGGCGCACCCUACCACCGGGGAUAAUAUCCUCUCUACCGGCGCCAUCGAUUUCAGCAAGUGAUACUCAAAUCCAUAAUUGAAGCAUCUGAGGCCGCAUGAGGAUACACGACAGAAGGUAGCUGAUACACGUACGUGGCUACACUCAUUCGUAUACGCCGGUCGAGCUUGUUCAUCUGUCAUCUUUGUUGUCAGUUCGUCACAUAGUGGCUAGUUACCGUGGGUCGUCGGUCCUUUUAUAUUUCUCUCGUAUGAAUCGCUCACUGCAUGGAGUACGUAUGUGUGUAAUUGCUGCUCGGCCCAGUAUUAUGAAUAUAUACCGUUCUGUAAAAUAUAUUGAAUAUAUACUGUGUGUACUUGGUGG